Molecule: messenger RNA, 912 nt
Organism: Astrephomene gubernaculifera
Lineage: Eukaryota; Viridiplantae; Chlorophyta; Chlorophyceae; Chlamydomonadales; Astrephomenaceae
Source: the annotation of a GenBank genome assembly
GACAGCGAUGUGUGCGAGGGAUUUGGAUUUUCUUAAUUCGUCUCAGAACAGUCCGUCCGUGUUGCUUGCUUCACGACCUUCGUCUCGUGAAGGUCGUGACUAUCCUGACCACGGUCGUUGAAAGCUGUUGAAACGUAUGUUGCUUUUUAACUAAAAUGUAGGUACGGUUUUAAAAUUAGUUCAUACAGUGCGGCCCUUACGGCGGCCUAACCGUUAGGCAAGUGGCGCCAUGAGACACGCGGCCAAGGCUGCGGUCGACAGCAGCCGCAAACUGGUGUCGGGACAGUUAUGCCACUCGCAAGCCCCAAUUGUCGCACAGUUUUUCGGCGGUAAUAGCAGUAGCUCUCGGGCCAUCCUUGAUGCGCCAUUCCACAACAUACAUCCGAGCAAGGAAGAGGCAGCCCAAAGCACUGCUGGCCCCAACCACCAUUCUAAACACCUUGCCAGCCAGCUCAACGGUCUAUCCGGGAGCAGGAGCAGCGGCUGUAGCAGCCCAGCUGCCGGCCCCGCGGUGACAAGUCCACGUCCACAUGGCCAGUCCAGCGGGCAGCCCGGCGCUGCGAGCCCCGCUGUCCUCCCCCUCCCCCUCCCUCCAACCCCUCCUCGACCACCUAUGGCAGUUUCAGCCCCCGUCAGCAGAGUGUCAGACACAGCCCCACCCCAUGCCUUGGCAGCAGCAGCAGCAGCAGCAGCAGCAGCUUCCCCAGGCUUCGCCCUCCUGCCGCGCACCCCCCGCCCCCCGGCUGCUGCCACCUUGGCUCCUGUCGGCAGGGCUGCAGGUGCCGCUGCUGGUGCUGCAGCUGCUGCCGCCUUCUCCACUAGCACUGGCGCUGCGGGCAGUAGCAGCAGACACACCAGGAGCACCACCACCAGCCCGGACCCCAAAGGCAGCAGCAGCCCCCCUGGCAGCAG